Mycena indigotica is the source of this 714-nucleotide messenger RNA. RefSeq names its product 4HBT domain-containing protein. Lineage: Eukaryota; Fungi; Basidiomycota; Agaricomycetes; Agaricales; Mycenaceae. The record is from RefSeq and is a predicted model, not a curated record. The coding region runs from base 1 to 714 and encodes 237 amino acids. The transcript has 2 exons.
AUGCCCUCGGAGCGCUCUUUCCCCCCACCCCUGUAUCCCUUAUCCUCCCCCCGCCCAGCACCACCACCGCCCGACCCCGCCUCACCGGCCUCCAUCGCUUAUACCGCCGCCCUAGAAGACGAACUCCAGUCGUUACCGUUCUUGACUGCACAUCGGGCCCGUGAAGAUGCUGCGGAAUGGUACGAAACCCGCCCACACGCGGCCAUCCCACCGGAGAUCCGUGCGAACAAGCUCACGAGCGGCGCACUCGCCGGCCCGGGGCGCCUCGCACUGCUCCCGCUCGCGCGCGUGAAGAAGGACGAGAGCGAGGCCCUGAUAUUCGUCCAUCUUGGCCGCGGACUGUGUGGGCACGACGGCAUCGUGCAUGGCGGAAUGCUUGCGACAUUGUUGGAUGAAUCGCUGGGACGAAACGCUAUCAUCAACCUGCCCGCCCAGAUUGGCGUCACGGCGCACCUCGGGCUGCGCUACCGUGCCCCAACGCGCGCGGACCAGUUCGUCGUCAUCCGCACGUCGCUCGUCUCCCAGACCGGACGCAAGGCGGCGGUGAAGGGCACGGUCGAGACGCUGGACGGGACUGUGCUCGUGGAGGCCGACGCGCUGUUCGUGCAGCCCAAGUACGCCAAGCUGCUGAGCGCAAGCGUCGUCCGCCAGCAUAUGGGUGAGCCGCCAAAGGAGCCCGUGUUGUUGGCCGAAGGCGAAGGGAAGGUGAAGUAG